Molecule: messenger RNA, 588 nt
Organism: Scylla paramamosain (green mud crab)
Lineage: Eukaryota; Metazoa; Arthropoda; Malacostraca; Decapoda; Portunidae
Exons: 2
Coding region: 1-588 (195 amino acids)
Source: RefSeq, a predicted model, not a curated record
AUGCUGGUGCUGGUGAGGGCGGCCGGCCUCAGAUCAACACCCCGCCACACCCAGGCCUCAGAUCAACACCCCGCCACACCCAGGCCUCAGAUCAACACCCCGCCACACCCAGGCCUCAGAUCAACACCCCGCCACACCCAGGCCUCAGAUCAACACUCUCCCACACCCAGGCCUCAGAUCAACACCCCGCCACACCCAAGCCUCAGAUCAACACUCUCCCACACCCAGGCCUCAGAUCAACACCCCGCCACACCCAAGCCUCAGAUCAACACUCUCCCACACCCAGGCCUCAGAUCAACACCCCGCCACACCCAGGCCUCAGAUCAACACUCUCCCACACCCAGGCCUCAGAUCAACACCCCGCCACACUCAGGCCUCAGAUCAACACCCCGCCACACCCAGGCCUCAGAUCAACACUCUCACACACCCAGGCCUCAGAUCAACACCCCGCCACACCCAGGCCUCAGAUCAACACUCUCCCACACCCAGGCCUCAGAUCAACACCCCGCCACACCCAGGCCUCAGAUCAACACCCCGCCACACCCAGGCCUUAGAUCAACACCUCACCACACCCAGGCCUCAGAUUGA